Cebus imitator (Panamanian white-faced capuchin) is the source of this 5769-nucleotide messenger RNA. RefSeq names its product polypeptide N-acetylgalactosaminyltransferase 10 (gene GALNT10). The record is from RefSeq and is a predicted model, not a curated record. The transcript is spliced from 11 exons. Gene Ontology annotation, cellular component: Golgi apparatus. The coding region runs from base 138 to 1844 and encodes 568 amino acids. Lineage: Eukaryota; Metazoa; Chordata; Mammalia; Primates; Cebidae.
GCGGAGUUGGAGCAGGGCCGGCGCCGCGGCCGCUUCUGCUCGCUGAGCUGCUGCCGCCGCCGGGCGGACGGGCGGACGCGCGGAGCUGGGGGCGGCGCGGCGGGGCCGGCUGGGUGCGGUGGGGCUGACCGGCCCCGAUGAGGCGGAAGGAGAAGCGGCUCCUGCAGGCGGUGGCGCUGGUGCUGGCGGCCCUGGUCCUCCUGCCCAACGUGGGGCUUUGGGCGCUGUACCGCGAGCGGCAGCCCGACGGCACCCCCGGGGGUUCGGGGGCGGCGGUGGUCCCGGCGGCGGGACAGGGCUCACACAGUCGGCAAAAGAAGACGUUUUUCUUGGGAGAUGGGCAGAAGCUGAAGGACUGGCAUGACAAGGACAGCAUCCGGAGGGAUGCUCAGCGCGUAGGAAAUGGAGAACAAGGAAGACCUUACCCCAUGACCGAUGCUGAGAGAGUGGAUCAGGCGUACCGAGAAAAUGGAUUUAAUAUCUACGUCAGUGAUAAAAUCUCCUUGAAUCGCUCUCUCCCAGAUAUCCGGCACCCAAACUGCAACAGCAAGCGCUACCUGGAGACACUUCCCAACACAAGCAUCAUCAUCCCUUUCCACAACGAGGGCUGGUCCUCCCUCCUCCGCACCGUCCACAGUGUGCUCAAUCGCUCGCCCCCAGAGCUGGUCGCUGAGAUUGUGCUGGUCGACGACUUCAGUGAUCGAGAGCACCUGAAGAAGCCACUUGAAGACUACAUGGCCCUUUUCCCCAGCGUGAGGAUUCUUCGAACCAAGAAACGGGAAGGGCUGAUAAGGACCCGAAUGCUGGGGGCCUCAGUGGCAACUGGGGAUGUCAUCACAUUCUUGGAUUCACACUGUGAAGCCAAUGUCAACUGGCUUCCCCCCUUACUCGACCGCAUUGCUCGGAACCGCAAGACCAUUGUGUGCCCAAUGAUUGAUGUAAUUGACCACGACGACUUUCGGUACGAGACACAGGCAGGGGAUGCCAUGCGGGGAGCCUUUGACUGGGAGAUGUACUACAAACGGAUCCCGAUCCCUCCAGAACUGCAGAAAGCUGACCCAAGUGACCCAUUUGAGUCUCCCGUGAUGGCUGGUGGACUGUUUGCUGUGGAUCGGAAGUGGUUCUGGGAGCUGGGCGGUUAUGACCCUGGCUUGGAGAUCUGGGGAGGGGAGCAAUAUGAAAUCUCAUUCAAGGUGUGGAUGUGUGGGGGCCGCAUGGAGGACAUCCCCUGCUCCAGGGUGGGCCAUAUCUACAGGAAGUAUGUGCCCUACAAGGUCCCUGCCGGAGUCAGCCUGGCCCGGGUAAGGUGGGGCCUGGUGGGGAUAAACACUGUUCCUGAACUGUUUUCUAACCCACUGUGGACCCUUCAGCAUCAGGAAGAACUAGGUAGCAACAAGGAAAUUCAGCUGUUUCCUGGUCCCCAACUCAGAGCCAGCAAAAUGGAGGAGCGGGAGAAUUUUGUCUCCAGUGCAGGGGCCUCCCUGGCUUCCUUCCCUCAUGCUGGCUUCCUUCCCCAUGACUCAAGAUGUGCACAGGUAUUCACCUUCACCUGGAGAGAGGACAUCCGGCCUGGAGACCCCCAGCACACCAAGAAGUUCUGCUUUGAUGCCAUCUCCCAUACCAGCCCUGUCACGCUCUAUGACUGCCACAGCAUGAAGGGCAACCAGCUGUGGAAAUACCGCAAAGACAAGACCCUGUACCACCCUGUCAGUGGCAGCUGCAUGGAUUGCAGUGAAAGUGACCACAGGAUCUUCAUGAACACCUGCAACCCAUCCUCUGUCACCCAGCAGUGGCUGUUUGAACACACCAACUCAACAGUCUUGGAAAAAUUCAAUAGGAACUGAGCCCUCAUGUCCCCUUGGCAGGCCCCACAGGGUCUGGCACUCACUGCAGCCAUCGUUUUAAGGGAAGCAGGGCCUCUGUGCGCACUGGGUGUAAAAGGUGCUGGCCAAAUGGUUCAGGGUGAAGAGGACUCUUGAAUCAGGGGCUGGGGUCUGCCUGGUCCGUGAGCCCCUGAGCUGGGGGGUAGGGUGAAGAGCAGAUCCCACAAGAAGCCCCACAGGGAGCAGAGCCUGCUUUAAUCCCUGCUGGCAUCACAGAAAAGCAGCAGGGCCUUUUCAACUUUGUCACUAUGUCCCCUUGAGCAUUAUGUGAGAGAAUACCAGGGUAGCCUAGGCCACCCAAAAAUGAGUCUUGCAAGGUUGCCCAGCCCUCAGGUGGCUCUCCUACAUGAUGGUACUUUAGAAAGAAAAGUAAAAUGUCCCUGUUUGGGGCAGCUUUUAGUACUGAUGCCACUCAUCAGAAGGGAAAGAAGUCUUUUUGGGGCUUUUUCGUUUCUGCUCUCCUAGGGGGUACAUGGCAGUUACUGCCCAGCUUCUGUUUUCUGUCACAACCCCAGGUGAUUUGGUCUGGUCAAAGGCCACGCUUGAGGCCCUCAGAAUGUUCAGUACCAAAUGCUGGUCAAGGAGUCAGAAGAGGGACCCCCCCAGACAUUUCUCUGCAGCUAUGAACAUGCAGGAUAUUUCCCCCUGCUCUCUGGGUAUUUAAAAUGUCCAUUUUAGCAGUCUCCAGGCACAAGGACAGCCCAGCCACCAGCUUUUCAGGGCAGUGUUUCAGAUGGCCUUGAGCCCAUGGAAAAGGCCAAGUAGACCUCCAAACUAGAAAUGCUGGCUAAUUUUCCCUGAUCCAUGCUUCCAUUUCCCCUUCUCUCUUCCCCAGGCAAUUACUGGACUCAAAAGAGAAACAGAGGUGCUGCGAGGUGCUUACCUCACAGAGUCUGGAGGCCUCCAGGAUCAACUGUGGGCAAAGUGCCUGCCUCUGACCUCAUCAUGGUUCUAGUUCUCAUUUGGAACUCCAGAAUUGUAAAAGAACUCUAUAAUUGGAUUGCAAAGUAGAAUGCUACCUAGGAUUCUGGUAUUCCAGCAUCCAAUAUGGAUUUCUAGAAUGCUGUGAUUAAAGGAGCCAGCCAGGUGUAAUACAGUCAAGGCAGCCCCCAGCCUAGAGACAAUCUGUGAAAUCCAAAGUUGGUGGUGUUGGGGAAGCAGGGGGACAUGAGUGUCCCUCAGCUCAAAGCAGAGGCUGUAGUAUGACAUGGUCCUCAGUGAAGAUCUGCACCCUGGGACCUCCCACCAUCAUCACAGCUGCAGUCUCAUUUGCAGUGGAGAAAUGAAACCGUUGUCCCACAGCCAGAUAUAUACCCAGCUCCAUGCCAGCCCUUCAUGUUUACCUUUUGCUUUGUUAAUUACAUGUCAGACUCCUAGAGGGCCUCCAGACUAAUAGAAAGCAUUUCUGUAACCAACCUGCCACCCACUCAUUCAGAAAUGGAAAUCACAUUCCACAGUCUAUGACUUCCACCAACUAGCCCAGGAAAUACUUGAAAUCAGCAUUCCAAUUAGUGUUGGGUCUCUUGAUUGUGUCAUUUACCAAUUAAAUAACUAAGACAUAAGUCUGGGAACAGAGCCACAAAUCUGCCUUUGAGAUGCUGGCUGAUCUCAAGGCCAUCAAUUAUUGGCGGAGGGAGGGACAAACACUCCCAACCAUCCACCAGUCAGACUGAAUGUGUAGCUGGCAAAGAAUUACUUCCACUUCUGGCCCAGCACAAACCCUGCUCUGGCCACCUGUCUGCAAGAGGUGGCCCCUGCAGCUUUAGAAGCGGCCCUCUGUAGAAAGAAGUCAAAAGAUGAGGCCCCUUCUAGAAUCUAGGAUAACAAGAGUGUUGGCAGUUUGAGGAGUUGAAUUAAGAUUCAUCAUCAGAGAGUAAUGCAGUGUCAUUAAAAUAAAAACUGUGCCUUUUAAAAAGAAAAAUGCAAAUAUACAGCAAAUCCCUAAACUUGAACCAUUUCCUAGUGCCUUGCUAGACAAAUGUAAAGGGGUGGGGUUGUGGGGAGGGGAACAUUUUUGGUGGCGUGUGCAGUUCCUACUGGAUGAGUGUGUGUUUCUUAUUGUCUAAUUUCAAGCAGGAGAUGUCGGGCCUGGAGCAAGAUCUGAGACUGAGAUGCCCCCAAGGGUAAGAGGUCAGAUUUAUUCCAGUUAGUGCAAGUCACACUCCAAACUAAAGGCUGGGCAGUGCAUUUAGUUUGUGGCCUAGAAGGCCUCAUCAGCCCCCAACAGGAGGCCUUGCAUUACCUCACUAGGACCUGUUUGGGGGCCAUGCCUGCAGUUCACCCUCUGAACCCUCAGAGUGUUUGUCCUGUUUCUCGUCAUGGGGUUAAGGUGUGCAGAGCACUAGCCAGACUUCCACAUAGUCCUGCCCGAAGUGGGCGGCAGUAUUCCUGGCAUGACCAGGAUUCCUGUGAAAGCAGGAGCAGCAGCAAGCCAUCCCAAGCCUGCCUUUGGUUCUCCUUUAGAGUCUGGGUUCACGCCUGAAAAGGGAUGGGCGCAUCCUCUGAGCAGUCUGUCACUUGUCAUUGCUGAGCCCACAUCAGUAGGUCCGGGGACUUGACAAAGCAUGUGGGAGGGGAAGGAAGAACAGAACUUGAUUGACUCCAUUUCUUGGAACAACUGAUUAAUUGCUAAUACUAAACCACUCAUUGUUAUGGCUUCGUUUUUGAAAACCACCUGUCUCAAGGAUUCAGGUUUCCGCUCACAUCCCCAGCUGAUACUCAAUACAACUCAACCAGGAGCCUGUAGAGAUGCUGACAGCCAGGUGAUGGGUGAGACUGUGGGUCCCUUUUCCUCUAAAGCCUUUACUCUGAGGAUGAGGUCACAAAAUAGGGUGUGACUAGAAAGUAUCUUGACCAUGUGGCCCACCAGCAGCUUUUCCGAAGGGGAACUCCAGGACCAUUUCAUAAUGCAAAGAGCACUGUCGCUUUAAGUACAAAGCCUUCAGGGCCUUUGAAGGCGGCUAAACUUGCAGGCGUGUGUGUGAAAAGCCAUCCCAUCUUCUGCCUCCAAUUGGAGCUUUCAGCUUUUCAGUCAGGAACUAUUGAUUCUUUCCUUUAGGAAAAAACCGCUCAGGCAGAACGGGGUACAUCCACAGGAGGAAUCUGGUAAGAGCAUGGGACCAGGAAAGAAAGAGCAGUUUCUGUUGAAGAUGUAGCAAACGGAUUUCCAAAGUCUACAUAACAUUCACUUUUCAAACUUCCCACCAGUGGAAUUUCUUUUUUUCCUUAAGAAAUAGGUGAUGUCUUUGAAAACAGCUCCAUAUAUCUUUCUGUGUGUCUCCAUUUUCCUAGUCUCUAGAGUCUCAAAAACAGUGGCAAUGCACUUUACAGUACUAACUGAGAAAUCAGAGUCCCUGCUUCAGCGGCAUCUAGUUUGUACAGGUUGGGUGAUCUUUUAUAAUUCCUAGGAGGCAAUGCAUUUUUAAUGUUUUUUGAUGCUUUGUAAUUGUGAGAGGGGGUCAAGAAGUACAGUUCUGUUCUGGAAUUCUUUAUUGCUUUCAACGGAUGCUCUUUGUGAAAAAUCCAAGUAAUAUUUUAGUUCAAACUUGAUCUUGAGCCAAGGCCCACUGCCACCUCUGGGGUGGGAGUUGGACCUACAUAGCAAGUGACAAGUUCAUCUUAACAUCUGCUUCCAAAAUGGCUUUGAUUCAGCUAUGCCAGGCAACAGAACAGGGCCACUCCUGCUCUGUUAUUGGCUUGAAGACUAAGAUCCCAAAGGGGUUGCAGGCAGGAAUAUUUGGAAAUUCAGACUGGAAUUCCAUGCUGAAAGCUCAAGACCACCGGCCUCUCCUCCUGCCUGGAAAAGUGAGCCUUUGUGAAGGACUGACUUACCACGUACAAUUGUGAUUGUGAAUGUUAUUGAGUAAACCUCCAGUCUUUCUCUAAA